Messenger RNA from Rhododendron vialii, 2557 nucleotides. RefSeq names its product mitotic spindle checkpoint protein MAD1. Gene Ontology annotation, cellular component: kinetochore; nuclear envelope; mitotic spindle. The coding region runs from base 216 to 2369 and encodes 717 amino acids. The record is from RefSeq and is a predicted model, not a curated record. The transcript has 16 exons. Lineage: Eukaryota; Viridiplantae; Streptophyta; Magnoliopsida; Ericales; Ericaceae. Gene Ontology annotation, biological process: mitotic spindle assembly checkpoint signaling; attachment of mitotic spindle microtubules to kinetochore.
CAGGUUCAUCACGGCCCAGUAAUCUCUCUCUCUCUCUCUCCCUCUCCCUCUGUGUGUGUGUGUGUAGCGCCAUUGGCGACCUUCGCAGGUUUCUGCCAUACACUGAUACACACCUGAUGAUGAUACAUACAUAGUACAUAUACAGGGAGGAAUUUGGAAGAGACUACUAGAGAGAGAGAGAGAGAGAGACAGAACCCUAGCAGGUGCAAACGAAAAUGAUGUUGAGAACACCACCACCCAAAAAGCGGAGGGCCGACGAAUCGGGGCCACCGGAAAGCCCUAACUCCGACGGCCAACUCGUCAUCUUCGAGGACCUUCCGGUGCCGGAGCCGUCUCACGACCACUCCGAGCAAAUGCUGUGCACUUACCAAUGCCGUCAGAUGGUUAAAUCGGAAUUUUUUGAUGCCUUAAGCAGUGCGGAGAAGCAAGCACAUGAUUAUAAAUCUAAAUUGGAGGCACUAAAUGAUGACUUUUGCAGAGCAGAAACUGAGAGGAAGAAAUUCAGAGAUCAAUUUUUCUUUGCGGAACAAGAACUUGCUGCUACUAAAGGACGUGAACAGGCUCUACAAGAGCAGCUGCUGAAGGAGGUCAAUGAUUCUCAGGGACGAAUAAAAAAUCAACUGAAAGCAUGCAGUGAACUUGAGGUGAAGCUCCAAAGUGAAAUGAAUCUUCGCAAAAAAGCUGAGUCUUCAGCAGCUUCAGCUGAAGAGAAGGCAAGCCUAUUAGAGGGAAAACUGACCCAUCUUUCAGAAAGCAUAGAGAGGGAAAAGAAGCACCUGCAGAAGGAGCUUGCACAUGUGAAAAGUGAUUCAAAAUUUUCUCUUUCUAGAGUAACUGCAGAUCUUGAAAGGAUGGAAUGCAGAGCUAAUAAUGCUGAAAAGGAAUUGGUGCUGCUGAAACAACACCAUGAAGAAGCUAAAAAACGGCUUGAUGAGAGCUUGCAUCAGAAGAGCGAGCUAGAGAAGAAACUAUCAGGUUUCACAUUUCCAGAAGUUUCAUCUACAGAGAACGAUAUUUUGGUAAAGCAUCUGCGAGAAGAGCUGCGGGCUUUUGAGUCUGAAGUACGAGAAGCAAGGAAGUUAAAAAGCUCUCAUGAAGAUAUUGAGUUAUUGAAGGAGAAACUGUUGGAGGAAAAGGGCCGGAGGGAGAGGGCUGAAGUAGAAUUAUUUAAAUUAUCUGAUAUACAGUUGAGCAUGACGAAGUUGGAGGAGGAAUUGUCUUCUUGGAAGUUGUUGGUGAGAGACAUUCCUGGUGUAUCAUGUGCUGAGGAUAUACCUAUCAAGUUUGCCGAAUUACAAAGAGAGGUGAUUGAAAGCAUGGGGAAGGUGGGCGAGGCCAAUGCACGCCUGAAACAAAUAGAGGUGUCUUUGGAUGCUGCAGAACUUGGAAAACAAAAUGCUGAUGCUGUAGCUGCAUUGGCGACAGAGAAUGCAGGAGCUUUAAAAUCAGAGGUCAAGCGGAUUGAGUUGAUGCUAUCAUCUGUUACUGAGGAAAAAGAUCGGCUGAAAAAUGUCGUCGAUGAAUUAAAGGCGCAGAAUAAUGUGGUUGCAGGGGGCAAUUUAGUAAAUGGAACUCUUUUUAAGGAGCUUGAAUCAUGUCUUUCCAAAAAGGAAAGCUAUAUCAAAGAAUUGGAAACUAAUUUAGGUGCACAAAAAGAAAUCAACAGUCAUCAGCACCAUGAGUUGAAGGGGCUCAAUGAGAGGUUAAAUAACGAGGCAAGAAGAAUCAAGUCAUUGGAGAGGGAGGGCGACCGUCUUCGUUCUGAAAUUUCCCUAUUGGAGUCCAAGCUGGGUCAUGGUGAUUUUUCUUCUGCAAAUACAAAAGUUCUGCGAAUGGUGAAUACGCUUGCAGUUGACAAUGAGGCAAAACAGACGAUAGAUGCUUUACAAAGUGAAUUACAGAAGACGAAGGAGAAGUUGCAAGCUGUUGAAGAGUUGAAAAAACAGUCAGGUGAUGCUGGGACACUUGUAGACUCCUAUAUUUCUGGAAAGAUAGUGCAAUACAAGGAGCAAAUUGCAACUCUUGAAAAACGCGAGGAAAGAUACAAGACUGUUUUUGCAGAUAAAAUUUCAGUGUUCCGAAGGGCAUGCUGUGAGCUUUUUGGUUACAAGAUUGUGAUGGAUGAUCACCAGCGCUCUGAUGGAAUUCCGGUAACGCGUUUUACUCUCCAGUCUAUCUAUGCUCAAAGUGAUGAUGAAAAGCUACAAUUUGAAUAUGAAUCAGGGAAUACAAACAUUCUGGUAAAUGAUUACACCUCUCAACCUGAGAUAUCCCGUCAGGUUGAUAUAUUUAUCAGAAAGAUGAAUUCAAUUCCAGCUUUUACUGCCAACUUGACCAUGGAGUCUUUCAACAAGCGAACUUUAUCUUGACGCGUGUAUCCUGUCCUUCCAAUUCCUGGAAGCAGUUAUGAUUGAAUUUCCAUGUGGAAUACAAGAAUGUAUGUUUGUAUUUAAGUUUUUCACGAUUAAGCCUGGUAUGAUGCAUUACCGGAGAGCAAAAGUAGGUUGAGCUGCACUCAUAUUGACUGGACUGAGUUAAUGCUAGUUUUUGAAGAUAA